AUGAUCUUCGGUUUCACACUCGCUGCUAAAGGUGGAGUGGUUGUUUCUCCGGCAGUAGUGACCUCCAAUUGGUAUAAAUCAUACUCUGAAGCAGAUUAUCGGAUCUCUUUCCCAGAUUCGCCUCAUUAUAACAGAUAUAAGUCUUUCGAGAGUGGUUCGGAUGUGACUCUUCGCAAGAACGUAGGUCCUAGACCAGGCAUUCCUGCCUCAUCCCCAUACGUUGAGCUUACUAGAGUUCUUCGUCCUAUAAUAUAUGCAACAUGUCUACGUACUUGCAAGAGAAUUUGGGAGCUUGGAUCACAAAUAUUAUAUGCAGAAAAUGCUUACAGCUUCAAGAUGAACGGUACGGAGAUUACCGACAGUCCACCAACUUUGAUGUUUGAGGGCAGCAACUAUCACUGGCCAAGUCCUGAAAACCCUAUCUUGUCCCAGGAGAGUAUCUUGAAUGGUUCAACGGACAAAGAAUUGUCAGCUAGAGAAUAUGAAUCUAAAAUCGAACAUGUCAUCAAUCAACUUGAGAGGUGCGUCCCAAUUCUUGAGUUGGAGGGCUGGGUUUAUUACGAUCCAUUCAUCCGAUUUCUCUACACAAUAGAACCGCAAAGCAGAGCUUCAAUUCGCACUUUACGAUUCACAGGCGCCCCAAAAACCCACGUGCGAGAAGAUCAGGGAUGCGAUUGUCACGGUGUAGAUCUGUUAUCCAACAUGCGUAUAUACAUCCCCUUUAUCAACAAAUUUUGUACAGGCAUAAAGAAACUUGUACUAGAUAUGGAUAUAGAUUGUUGCGUACAUAUGGGUAGUGUAGGAAACGUUGUAAGAAGCUUCGAUGAAGUCUUGAUGCCGUUUUUGGGCGAACUUGAGAAACUUCAAAGAGUUCGCACUCUGGCGAUGAAACGGAGAGUAUCUCCAAAGGGCAACUUUUAUAGAAGAGUACUCUAUAAGGAUAUUGAUUAUACCAAAGAUACGAUCAAUUCUUCCAGAAGCAGGGUCGAAAAUAAAGUAUGA
Messenger RNA from Botrytis byssoidea, 1002 nucleotides. RefSeq lists its product as uncharacterized. Lineage: Eukaryota; Fungi; Ascomycota; Leotiomycetes; Helotiales; Sclerotiniaceae. The coding region runs from base 1 to 1002 and encodes 333 amino acids. The transcript has a single exon. The record is from RefSeq and is a predicted model, not a curated record.